Molecule: messenger RNA, 1791 nt
Organism: Laetiporus sulphureus 93-53
Lineage: Eukaryota; Fungi; Basidiomycota; Agaricomycetes; Polyporales; Laetiporaceae
Exons: 7
Coding region: 370-1791 (473 amino acids)
Biological process (GO): peroxisome organization
Cellular component (GO): peroxisomal membrane
Source: RefSeq, a predicted model, not a curated record
UCUCGACGUGCCCUGUCGACUGCCUGUAUACGCUACGCGUCUUAUCGGAAGUGCGGUUUUAUAAGGUUGGGCGUGUCUUCGAGCUUUGUCUGCUGUGGAUUAUCAGUCGGGGACUCCAUAUCUACGAAGCGAGCAGCUGCGAGCGGGCCCGAAUUAACUGAAGCUCCAGCCCGUCGCUUACAGCUUCGUAUAUACCAGCUCUUGUGGAAAAAUCGCACUUUCAGACGUUCAAGCACUAGCUUGUGAAGCUACUGUAGAGUCGUGCGGCACGCUGCAACAUAGUGGCCUCGUAUCACCAUCAGAGUGCCUCGCUCCAUAUCUACAGAACUAAUCAGGUGUCGUUCACUAUCGCUGCAUUGGCACUGAGCCAUGAGCAGCUCUCUAGACUACGUCGAGAUACCCUCCUGCGCUACCCGUCUUCAACCACUUUCCUCGGGCAAUGGUGAGGAAAUACGUCCUGCCCCUAAGGUCCUCACCUCUCUCCCGCGGCCCUCGCAGCACGUUUCGACCCCAUCCUUCUCCUCUAUCACGUCUCCGACCCUCUCCUCUCAUGGCCAAUCGGGCUCCAACAUGCUCUCUCCAUCCAAACUAGCUUUCACCACCAUACCACAGUUGCUACUUAUCUCUACUCUACAAGUCCCUGCCAAUGCACCCCCUGCCCCACGUACUGCGAAAGGCGUGCAACGCCUGUUGUCGACGCGUGACCCGCUCUCUAUCCCGAGCACGACCGUCAAUUUCAAGCGGUUUGUUGCGCGCGUGGGUCCCGUGUUCUGGUUGCAAGAUCGUCUGGAGGAGAUCUUGAUGUGGAGGAAGGGAACGCGGUAUACGACCGUGUGGAUGGCAGCUUACGGAUUUCUUUGCUACUUUCCUCGGUUGGUGCUGUUGCUCCCACAUGUUGCCGUGCUCAGCGUGAUGCUUGUGAUGCAUCCGGCUCUACAUGCUGCAGACAGUGACGAUGCCGCAAAAUCCGAAGUACCGACUCCACCGCCCGCACAAACUAGCGAAGGUAGUGUCGACUGGUUCGCAAAUGUACAGGCUAUUCAGAACCUCAUGGGGGCCUACUCAGACGUUCACGACUACGUCCAACCUGUCAUUCCUCACUUCACGAACCACUCACCGUAUUCACCCGUCAUUCUCACCUUCGUACUCGCCUCUCUCUUCCUCAUGGUCCCCGUCGUCUACCUUCUACCGAUCCGCACGACCUUCCUCAUCCUCGGCCUCGCACCUCUCGUCUGCACACACCCCUUCGUGCGCCUCAGCCUCUUCCCUGCGCUCCUAGCAGGUGCUCACCCGAUCUUUACCUCUCUGCGAAUGCGGCUGACGCGCAUCAUUGACGAUGACCGGCUGGAGGACAAGCACUGGCGUUCAGAGAUGAAAGAGGUGGAGCUAUUCGAGAACGAGCGCUGGAUGGCCAGCGGGAGCAACGACGAUCACAGCAAUCCUGAUGCAGGAUGGAGCAAGGCAAACUUGAAGCCGGCGGACCGCAAGCCAUGGACGAGAGGACGGGAUGGGUGGAGCGGGAUUACGGGCGACGGGAGUGGGGAUGUCAGCAACCUCACAUUUUCUCUUGCCCCCGGAUGGUUGUUUGUCGAAACGGAGGACUGGCGGCCGGACCUGGAGGGCACAUGGAUUGCUCCCAGUCAUGUAGACGGAAAUGGCUGGGUGUAUACGAACGAUGCUUGGCUGGACCCUCACCCAGCACCGCUAGAGGAGUGGUGGUCGAGCGGGUUGACGAGAAGGAGGAGAUGGACGAGGAGAAUCUACUGUGAUCCUGAACUUGCAAAGCAAUAA